AUGUCAGCGCUUUCCCCAUCGGACUACCCAGCAUACGCUGCAAAUAUCUCCAACAAGAAACAGGCCCCUCUUGGCUGGGGGCAGCGACCAGCCUUGUUAAUUCUCGACGUUACCAAGGUGUACUUUUCGGAAUUGUCACCAACAAGUUUAUUAUCUUCAAGCUGCGGGACGGGUGCUUCUGUGCCCCCCAAUGUUUCGCGAUUAAUCGACGCCGCGCGUGCUGGUGGAUGUCCUGUGAUAUGGGCACGCACAGUGUUCACAAAUAGCAAGCUCCGUGAUGCGGGCAUAUGGACUCAGAAAGUGCCCGGGCAACUACUGGAAGUGUUCAGCAACAAGAAUGCGGAGGGGCUGCAUGAAUUUCUUGACGGAAUGACACCUUCUGCAGAAAGCCACAGCGAUUCAAAAAGCACAGUAGCAGAUUUGGUGAUUGACAAGAAAUUCGUGAGCGCGUUCUUUGGUACGAACUUGGCCGGGCAGUUAGCUAUGAUCGGUGCCGAUACGGUUGUGUUGUGCGGUGCGAAGACUGGAGGAGAGAUACGACAGAGUAUAUUAGAUGCCCAAGGCUUGGGGUUUCGAGGAAUAGUCGCUGCUGACGCGUGCGCGGACACAUGCAAGGAAACCCAUUUUGCAAACCUGUUCGAUAUACAUGCUAAGAUGGGCGAUGUUCUCACCACAGAUAUGGCGAUUGAAGGUUUGAGCAAGGGCUGGGUAUGGAAUACGUUAGAGAAAUAA
Molecule: messenger RNA, 732 nt
Organism: Talaromyces marneffei
Lineage: Eukaryota; Fungi; Ascomycota; Eurotiomycetes; Eurotiales; Trichocomaceae
Exons: 2
Coding region: 1-732 (243 amino acids)
Source: RefSeq, a predicted model, not a curated record